UUUUCAAAUCAUUCUGCAUUUAGUAGUGUUGAAUGCCACAGCCGUGCGAAAUCACAGUGUCGACAGCUUGUGGAAUGACCAGGGUUGUCAGCUUGAUUUGAUGAAACAGUGUGCCGACUGUGUGGAAAACGUUGCACCGGCUGAGAGCAGACUGAUGGAGAAGGCAGAGCGGUCCUGCCCCCCUCAAUGACCAUCUUCAGCUGCUAGCGAUAAAAGUUCUCGCUGGCGACACUCUAACUAUGGGCGGGUACCAUGAAAUCCCUUAACUACUACUGCCACUAAGUCGGUCGUGGAACUCUUUCACAAUGCCCGGCUGCUGGUACAGCUGGAAGCUCACAGUAGCCUGAUAGUAACGUUACAGGCCUGCUUUUACCAUCUCGAAAUUUCUUGGCAGGUGAGAGCAGGCCAGCUAGCACUGCUAGCGUUAGCCUUUUCCGCACUGCACCUGUAGGUUUUGAUUUUGCAGUUUUUUCCUCUGGCCACACCUUUGCAUUGACAUCUACCAACUGGAGGAACAUUUAACUUCAAAAAGUAUUUUUAUGGGAUUCUUAUCGGCGAAGAGAGAAGCGGGCAUAAGCUAAAAUGGUGAACUGGAGGCGGCUGCUGCGAAUGUCCAACCGAUCAUUUUUGGCCUUCAUAUUCAUCUUCUCCAUGUCCACUACUUGUCUCUACUUCAUUUACGUGGCUCCCGGAAUAGCCAACACAUACUUCUUCAUGGUGCAGGCUCAAGGCAUCAUGUUGAGGGACAAUGUGAGGACCAUCGGCCAGAUGAUCAGAUUGUAUACAAAUAAGAACAGUACUCUUAAUGGGACAGAUUAUCCUGAUGGCACUAACUCCAGUGAGUACCUGGCCCAACCAACUACUUACCUCCCUGAGAACUUUACCUACGCUCAGAACCUCCCUUGCCCAGAACGAUUACCUUCUAUGAAGGGCCUUAUGGAAGUAAAUAUGACAGAGGUCCCUAUGGAGGUGAUAGAAAUGAAGUUCUCCAAGUUUUUUGGCGUCGAGUUUGGAGGCCAGUGGAAACCAAAGGACUGUAGACCUCGCUGGAAGGUGGCCAUCCUUAUUCCAUUUAGAAAUCGCCAUGAACAUCUUCCCAUCCUUUUCCAACACCUUAUCCCCAUGCUUCAGAGACAGCGACUGCAUUUUGGCUUCUACGUCAUUGAGCAGAGUGGAAGCCAACCAUUCAACAGAGCCAUGUUAUUUAAUGUGGGAUUCAUGGAAGCUAUGAAGGACUUGGACUGGGACUGCUUGAUUUUCCAUGAUGUUGACCAUAUCCCUGAAAAUGACCGAAACUACUAUGGCUGUGGUCAGAUGCCACGCCACUUUGCUGCCAAGCUGGACAAAUACAUGUACAUUCUUCCAUAUAGUGAGUUCUUUGGUGGUGUGAGUGGGCUCACUGUGGAUCAGUUCUGGAAGAUUAAUGGUUUUCCCAAUGCAUUUUGGGGUUGGGGUGGAGAGGAUGAUGACUUAUGGAACAGGGUUCAGUAUGCCGAUCUGAAUGUCACACGACCAGAGGGGGAGAUUGGCAAGUAUAAAUCGAUUCCUCACCAUCACAGAGGAGAGGUGCAGUUUCUUGGGAGGUAUAAACUCCUAAGAUAUUCCAAAGAGCGGCAACACUUGGAUGGUCUCAACAACUUGCAUUACAGUCCACACAUCUCACUUAGUAGUCUGUACAAGAACAUCUCUGUGGACCUUUAUCCUGAGCUUGCCCCUAUCACAGAGUACUGAACUGACCCAGCCACAUCCUGCACUCCCUGAGCUCACCCUGCUCUCUUCCAGUCUGACCUCCUGGUGUUAUCUUCAGCAGUUCAGAGGUAAAGCUGUGGAGAAGAGGAGGUGGCACAGGCUCUGAGGGAUGAAGAGAAGCGCCAUAUAAUGCUGCCAAGAAAUCUUGCUGUGGAAAAAAUCCAAUCCAAAUAAAAAAGUUUUUUUUGUUUUUCAAAGGCAGUGGCUAGUUUCUAAAGAUGAACUAUUCAUUCUGUGUGUCAGUUGAAAAAUGUGUGGGUGUGCUGAGUGUGAAUUGAUGAGUUUGUUGCUGCAUGUCAUUUUGUUUGUACCAGCUUAACUACAAGUCGACAUUAAUCUUGAGCAGCAGUUAUCUCAACUCUAAUGUUUACUGCAAAGCCUUAAUGUGGCAAAACCACAGCUCCCUGCUCUCGGCUCUGCACUGCUUCACGUCUGAUGUAUAAAACCAUCACCUUACAAGCCAAUAAACAUUUUUUUUUCUCAAUUUUUAUUUCAUUUGUUUUAUACAUAUCAUUUUGUUAUAACGGUAAUCUUUUUAAAAGAGGGACACACAGUUAACAUUUAUAUACAUAUAUAUAUAUAUAUAUGAUGUACAUUUUUUUUCUUAUUUUAAUAAAUUGUAUUUAUUUUCGGUUUCAGGAUGUUUAGUAUUUCUCUUUUGUCUUGUUUUUUUCUCCUGCACUGCUGCUGAAUCUGCAUGAACAUGUAUGUAAAUAUCAGCCUCUUAAUGAUCACAGAACACAGAUAUGUAAAUAGUCUUUGAAUGCUUGAGCAAAUACAGUGAUAUUCCAGUGGAUAUGAAUUUUAUUUUGGCAGCUACCCUUGAUUUGAGUAUUUAAUAAGAGUGAAUCAUUCCUUUCCAGCUGGAAGUUCUAACGAUGUAAGAUGUUUGGGUCAAAAAGCAUCCACAUCUCAUUAUUUGUUAUCAUCAUUUGCAUGCCUUAAUUUUUUUUUUUUACACAUUUUUUUUCAAACAUAAAUUAAUUUCAUCAGGUAGAGAUCUGCAUAUUUAAAUUAUUUUCUUUCUUUUUUUUUUUUUAAAUGUGCACUGUACAAGUAAAAGUUAGAUAAAGCAUGACUAAGGCGCUCCAUGACUUUAUAAAAAGAGCAUGGCUGGCCAGCGUGUCCACACAACAUGCUUAGUACAGGUUCAUGGUUUCACAUAAGUCUAUAUUUUUUGUCUCAGAUGUUUUUAUUUUUUUAUGAUUUUCUAUGCUUUUGUUUGUUUUUUUUUCCAAGUGCUGGACGAUAUGAUAGACCUCUUUAUUGUACUGUACCAUGUAAUGAAGCAUGGCAAUUUGAUGUGUGGAUGAUGUGUCUGGACUGUGGCUUUAAAUGUUUUGGGGUUUGUUUUUUCCCAAAGUUGCCAAGCAGUGAGAAGAGCCCGAACGAGAGAACAUUGGUGUGAGCUUCUCCUAGGUAUUCAUGCUGUGAAAACAGGGUUUUUUUUCUAAACCUAAGCACUAGAGAGAGUAAUGAGAGAAAUGUGUACACAGAAUUUUUGGUGACAUAUUGACGGUUAUGAUUCUCUGUGUCUUUAGGAUUUAAAUUUGACCAUGAUUUGUAUGUUUGGAGUUUUUAUGUUUUUAAAUAGUUCUCUGCCCAUGUUUGUCCUGACUUUAUUUGCUGAUUAUUGAAUCCUGUUAAACGGCUUCAGAAUGAACCUCUUACUCUCCCA
Messenger RNA from Oreochromis aureus, 3427 nucleotides. It is a transcript of the gene b4galt6, whose product is annotated as UDP-Gal:betaGlcNAc beta 1,4- galactosyltransferase, polypeptide 6. Gene Ontology annotation, biological process: glycosphingolipid biosynthetic process; carbohydrate metabolic process. Gene Ontology annotation, molecular function: UDP-galactose:glucosylceramide beta-1,4-galactosyltransferase activity. The record is from RefSeq and is a predicted model, not a curated record. Lineage: Eukaryota; Metazoa; Chordata; Actinopteri; Cichliformes; Cichlidae. The transcript is spliced from 9 exons. The coding region runs from base 583 to 1731 and encodes 382 amino acids.